Drosophila persimilis is the source of this 31514-nucleotide messenger RNA. RefSeq lists its product as uncharacterized. NCBI's taxonomy places the organism in Eukaryota, Metazoa, Arthropoda, Insecta, Diptera, Drosophilidae. The record is from RefSeq and is a predicted model, not a curated record. Gene Ontology annotation, molecular function: calcium ion binding.
GUUUCCUGGUGUCCUGGUGUGAUGGUACAUUUAGAACGCCCCAUCGUCCAUGAUCGCGUCGAGCCAUGCGUGCCCUCGCCGUGCGGGCCAAACUCUCAGUGUCUGUCGGCUAAUGAUCAGCCCGUCUGCUCAUGCUUGCAACAUUAUGUGGGUAGGGCGCCAAAUUGCCGACCCGAGUGCACUUCGAACUCGGAGUGUGCCGGCAACAUGGCCUGCAUCAAUCUGCGGUGCCGGGAUCCCUGCGUGGGUACCUGCGGAAGUCAGACCACGUGUCUUGUAAAUCAUAGACCGAUAUGCCGCUGCCUCGAGGGCUAUGCGGGCGAUCCAUUCUCCGAGUGUAGUCCACAAACUAUCGUUCCGCCCGAGGUUGCACAGCCCUGCAAUCCCAGUCCCUGCGGCGCCAAUGCGGUGUGCAACGAGCGCAAUGGUGUUGGCUCCUGUUCCUGCCUGCCCGAAUACAGUGGCGAUCCGUACACCGAAUGCCGGCCGGAGUGUGUCCUGAACAGCUACUGUUCGAAGAACCGCGCCUGCCUCAACAACAAGUGCCGCGAUCCCUGCCCAGGUGUUUGCGGUGUCUCCGCCGAGUGUCAUGUGAUUAAUCACGCGCCCAGCUGCAGCUGCCCCUCCGGAUACACGGGCAACCCAUCGCAGUACUGCCGGGAAAUACCAAAAUUGGCCCCGCCUGUCCAGCCGUGUCGCCCGUCGCCAUGCGGCCCGUACAGCCAGUGCCGCGAGGUGAACGGACAUGCGGUCUGCUCAUGCACCACCAACUAUGUGGGCACUCCGCCCGCCUGUCGACCGGAGUGCUCUGUUAGUUCCGAGUGCUCUCAAGACAGGGCUUGCGUGAACUUGCGCUGUGUAGACCCCUGUCCCGGAACUGGGCCACGAGCCAUUUGCAAGGUCACGAAUCACAAUCCCAUCUGCUCGUGCCCCAGUGGCUACAGCGGCGAUCCGUUUGUGCGAUGCGCUCCACGGCAACAAGAACCGGAGCAGCCAAAGUCCAAUGAGAAUCCCUGCGUGCCCAGUCCCUGCGGCCGCAACUCCCAAUGUCGCGUGGUGGGCGAGACUGGCGUCUGUUCCUGUCUGCCCAACUUCGUGGGCCGUGCGCCCAACUGUCGCCCAGAGUGUACCCUCAAUUCCGAGUGUCCUGCCAAUCUGGCGUGCAUCAAUGAGCGCUGCACAGACCCUUGUCCGGGGUCAUGCGGCUUCAAUGCCUACUGCAGUGUCGUUGGCCACUCGCCCAUCUGUUCGUGCGACAAUGGCUUCACUGGCGAUCCAUUCGCUGGCUGCAAUCCGCAACCUUUGCCAGAACCCGAUGAGCGCCUGACACCCUGCCAACCCUCGCCCUGUGGCCCCAAUGCCGAGUGCCGUGAACGCAGCGGCGCCGGCUCCUGUACGUGUCUGCCAGAGUACUUUGGCGAUCCGUACAGUGGCUGUCGUCCCGAGUGCGUGGUUAAUAGCGAUUGCUCACGCGAUAAGUCCUGCGUCAACCAGAAAUGCGUGGACCCUUGUCCUGGCGUUUGUGGCCUGAACGCCGAGUGUCGUGUGUCCAAUCACUUGCCCAGCUGCUCGUGCCUGGCCGGCUACACUGGAAAUCCGUAGGCAUGCCGUGAAAUACCCCAACUCCCACCCCCACCCCUGGCCGAUGUGAAUCCCUGUAGACCCUCGCCGUGCGGUCCGUACAGCCAGUGUCGGGAGAUCAAUAACCAUGCCGUGUGCUCUUGCCAGCCCGGACUCGUUGGCUCUGCCCCCAACUGUCGGCCCGAGUGUAUCAUAAGCUCCGAUUGUGCCCAAGAUCUCAACUGUCAGAAUCAGAAGUGUGUGGACCCGUGUCCGGGCACAUGCGGCAUUGAGGCACGUUGUCAGGUCAUAAACCACUAUCCUGCAUGCUCCUGUGCCCCAGGCUAUACCGGAGAUCCCUUCAAUCGGUGCACUAAAAUAUUGUGUAAGCCCGAAAAGUCCGGUAAUCCCUGUGUACCCUCGCCGUGCGGACCCAACUCGAAAUGCAUCGAUGUGCGCGGUUCGCCUGCAUGCUCCUGUCUGCCGGACUACCUCGGCCGGCCGCCCAACUGUCGGCCCGAGUGCAUGAGUAGUGCGGACUGUCCGGCGAAUCUCGCGUGUGUCAACCAACGCUGCGCAGAUCCGUGUGUUGGAGCUUGUGGCCAGAACUCUCUGUGCCAGGUGAUCAAGCAUCGUCCAACAUGCGAAUGCGUGCCUGGUUACACCGGCGAUCCGUUCUCCGGCUGUGCUGUUGUACAGCAAAUUACGCCAACGGAGGCGCCACGCAAUCCCUGCAAUCCCAGUCCAUGCGGCGCCAAUGCGUGUCGCGAGCGCAACGGCGCCGGCUCCUGCACCUGUCUGCCUGAAUACUUUGGCGAUCCGUACAGUGGCUGCCGCCCGGAAUGUGUCCAGAACGAUGACUGCGAUCGCUCCCGUGCCUGCAUCAACAGCAAGUGCCAGGAUCCUUGUCCCGGUGCCUGCGGAAUCAAUGCCGAGUGCCGUGCUAAUCAUGGUCCCAACUGCAACUGCUUCGAGGGCUACACGGGUGAUCCGCAUCGCUCCUGCGCUCUGCUUGAAGUGGUGACCCGACGACCCGAGAACCCAUGCCAGCCCUCGCCCUGUGGACCCUACAGCCAGUGCCUGGACACGAACAGCCAUGCGGUCUGCUCCUGCCUAGAGGGCUACAUCGGAGCACCGCCCAGCUGCAAGCCGGAAUGUGUCGUCAGCUCCGAGUGCCCCCAGAAUCGGGCGUGCAUCAAUCAGAAGUGCGCCGAUCCCUGUCGCGGAUCCUGCGGCAACAAUGCCAAGUGCCAGGUGGUGAACCACAAUCCCAUCUGCAGCUGCGUGCCCGGCAUGACCGGCGAUCCCAUCAGCGGCUGUACACCCAGCGAAGAUGCCAAGGAAUAUCAAGAGCCGUGUGUGCCCUCACCCUGUGGCCCCAAUGCCAUUUGUCGCGAGAUUGGAAACCAAGCGGCUUGCUCCUGCAAUGCCAACUUCAUUGGACGUCCGCCCAACUGCCGGCCAGAGUGCACCAACAACGACGAGUGCCAGAAUCAUCUAUCCUGCCAGCAGGAGCGCUGCGUCGAUCCCUGUCCUGGCUCAUGCGGCAGUAACGCCGUCUGUCAGGUAGUGCAACACAAUGCCGUCUGCUCCUGUGCCGAUGGCUACGAGGGUGAGCCGCUCUUCGGGUGCCAGCUGAUUCCCCUGCUGCUGCCCACCGAGGCGCCCACAUCGCCAUGCGAACCUUCGCCGUGCGGCCCCCAUGCCGAGUGUCGCGAACGCAACGGAGCCGGCGCCUGCUACUGCCAUGAGGGCUUCGAGGGCAAUCCCUACGAUGCACAGCGCGGCUGCCGACGCGAGUGCGAGAUCAACGAUGAGUGCACGGCCGCCCAGGCGUGUGUCCGCUUCAAGUGUAUCGAUCCCUGCGACAAUAUGUGCGGGGAGUACGCUCUCUGUACAGUGGAUAACCAUGUGCCCACCUGCACCUGUCCGGCCGGCUACAGCGGAGAUCCGUUCUUCAGCUGCAAGCCCGUGCCGGUUACCCCGCGUCCACCGCUGAACCCGUGCAAUCCCUCGCCCUGCGGCCCCAACAGCAACUGCGCAGUCAACAACCAGGCCGUAUGCUCCUGCCAGUCGGGCUUCGUCAAUCAGCCGCCCAACUGCGGACCCGAGUGUAUAGUCAGUGCGGAGGUCUGUGUGAACAAGAAGUGUGUGGACCCAUGUCUGCACACCUGCGGCAUUCGUGCCAUCUGCAGUACCAAGAACCAGCCCAUCUGCACAUGCCCCCGCGGCAUGAGCGGUGAUCCCUUCGUUCAGUGCUCUAGGAUACCUAUAACACACGAUGUGACUACAGCAGAACCUCCAGCUGCAUCUUGUGUGCCUUUCACCUUGCGGUCCCAAUGCCAGAUUGUGGGCAAUAGUCCGGCCUGCUCCUGCUUGCCGAACUUUAUUGGCGCCCCACCACGUUGUCGGCCGGAAUGUGUCCUGAACUCCGAAUGCGGACCCACGGAGGCGUGCAUCAAUCAAAAGUGCGGCGAUCCGUGCUCUGGUUCCUGUGGCUUCGAGGCCAAGUGUCAUGUUCUGAACCAUCUGCCCAUUUGCAACUGCAUCGAGGGCUACGAAGGCGAUCCGUUUGUGCGCUGUACCGAGAAACCAGAAGGCAAGACCCCGCCGCCGGUCGCCAACGAUCCGUGCAAUCCGACAUGCGGCCCGAAUGCCGACUGCUUUGGUGAGUGCCGCUGCCAGAAUAACUAUCAAGGAAACGCCUACGAAGGCUGCCGACCCGAGUGUACCCUCUCGGCGGACUGGCCGCGGGACAAGGCCUGCAUGCGGAACAAGUGUGUGGAUCCCUGCCCCGGAAUCUGUGGCAACAAUGCCGUUUGCGAGGUGAUGAACCACAUACCCGUAUGCUCCUGUCUGCAGGGCUACGAGGGCGAUCCGUUUACCAAUUGUCGCGUGAAGCUCAUCGAAGAUACACCUAAAGUCCAGGCCUGUGCUCCGUCCCCAUGCGGCUCGAACAGCCAGUGCCGCGAUGUCAACGGACAUGCCGUCUGCUCGUGCCUGGAAGGAUACAUUGCGCCGCCUCAAUGCCGUCCCGAAUGCGUGGUAUCUAGCGAAUGCUCUGCGCUACAGGCUUGUGUCAACAAGAAGUGCGUGGAUCCCUGCGCCGCUGCUUGUGGCCUGGAGGCACGCUGCGAGGUCAUCAAUCACAGCCCCAUCUGUGGCUGCCCUCCUGGCCGAACUGGAGAUCCCUUCAAGCAGUGCACAGAGAUAGCCGUGGCCACGCCUCCAGAUGUUAAGGGCCCCAGAGAUCCAUGUGUGCCCUCGCCGUGCGGACCCAUCAUAUGCAAGCCCGAUGAGCGAGGACCCGUGUGCCAGUGCCAGCCAGAGUUCUUUGGUUCGCCACCCAACUGCCGGCCCGAGUGCAUUAUCAAUCCCGACUGUGCCUCGACGCAGGCCUGCAUCAACAACAAGUGUCGCGAUCCCUGCCCCGGCUCUGGCACAAACGCCGAAUGCCGCGUCAUCGGUCACACGGUCUCGUGCUCCUGCCCAGCGGGAUAUGCUGGCAACGCGUUUGUGUAGUGUGUGCCGCAACAGGAGGAACCGGUCAAGCCGUGCCAACCUUCGCCUUGUGGCGCCAAUGCCGAGUGUAUUGAACGGAACGGAGCUGCUGCCUGCAAGUGCAUCGACGAGUACCAAGGCAAUCCCUACGAGGGUUGCCGACCCGAGUGCGUGCUCAGCUCGGACUGUACCACGGACAAGGCAUGCAUACGGAACAAGUGUCAGGAUCCCUGCCCGGAUUGCGGCCUGAAUGCCCAGUGCUAUGCCGUGAAUCAUGUGCCCAAUUGUGUCUGCCUCGAUGGUCACACGGGCGAUCCGUUUACCAACUGUCGCCGCGUGGAGCCCACAACGCCACCGCCAGUCGCCGAUCCCUGCAUCCCCUCGUCCUGCGGCGCCAACAGCAAGUGUCGCAUUGCCAACGGACUGGCCGUCUGCUCCUGCCUGGAGAGCUUCAUUGGAGCUCCGCCGAACUGUAAGCCGGAAUGCACGGUGAACGCCGAGUCAGCGAACAAGGCCUGCCACAAGUUCCGCUGCAAUCCCUGUGCAAAGACGUGCGGCAUCAAUGAGUGCGAGGUGAUCAAUCACAAUCCCAUCUGCAGCUCGGAUUUGACAGGCGAUCCGUUCGCCCGUUGUUAUCCAGCGCCUGCCGUUGCCGGACCUAAGGAUGCUCCGGAGUCCAAGACGCCCUGCCAGCCCUCGCCAUGCGGCCUCUACUCAGAGUGUCGCGUGCGCGACGAGCAGGCCUCCUGCUCCUGCCUGCCCAACUACAUUGGGGCACCGCCCAACUGCCGACCCGAGUGCAUUGUAAAUACGGACUGCUCGCCGAACCGCGCCUGCAUUGCCGAGAAGUGUCGCGAUCCCUGCGACGGCUCCUGCGGCAUCAACUCCGAGUGUCGCAUCCAGAACCACCUGGCCAUAUGCACCUGCCGCGGUGGAUUUACCGGCGAUCCGUUCGUUCAAUGCGUGGAGAUCAUUGAGACGAUCACGAAGCCUCCACUGAACGAACCACAGGAUCCCUGCGACCUGCAACCGUGUGGAGCCAAUGCGGAAUGCCACGAGGGCACCUGCACCUGCUUGAGAGAUUACCAGGGCGAUCCCUAUACGGGAUGUCGUCCGGAGUGUACGCUGAGCACCGACUGCGCCCCCGUCAAGGCGUGCUUGAACAAGAAGUGCGUGGAUCCCUGUCCCGGAGUGUGUGGCCAGAACUCGCAGUGCGAUGUCUCCAAUCACAUACCGAUCUGCAGCUGCCUGCAGGGCUACACGGGUGAUCCGUUCGUGCACUGCCGCCUGGAGACGCCCGUGGCCAAGGACCCAUGCCAGCCGAAUCCCUGCGGUCCCAACAGCCUGUGUCAUGUGUCGGCCCAAGGACCGGUGUGUGCCUGCCAGCAAGGCAUGCUGGGCUCACCGCCCGCCUGCAAGCCAGAGUGCAUAGUCAGCUCCGAAUGCUCCCUGCAAACUGCCUGCGUACAGAGGAAGUGUGUCGAUCCUUGCCCCGGCGCCUGCGGCCAGUUCGCACGCUGCCAAGUGAUCAACCACAAUCCAUCGUGCUCCUGCAAUUCAGGAUACACGGGAGAUCCGUUCACGCGCUGCUUCCAGGAAGAGCGCAAGCCGCCAACACCCACGGAACCAUGUCAACCAUCACCCUGCGGACCAAAUUCGGAGUGUAAGGUGCUCAAUGGAAAUGCCGCCUGCUCGUGCGCCGCCACCUUCAUUGGAACGCCACCCAGCUGCCGGCCCGAGUGCUCCAUCAAUCCCGAAUGUCCACCGACCAAGGCUUGCAUACGCCAGAAGUGCUCCGAUCCCUGCGUGAAUGCCUGCGGCUUCAAUGCCCGCUGCAAUGUGGCGAAUCAUCAACCCAUCUGCACAUGCGAUGUGGGCUACACAGGAGAUCCGUUCACCGGCUGUCAAAAGGAACAAGAGCGCAUUGUCAAUGAACAGGUGACGCCCUGAGAACCCAAUCCCUGCGGCUCGAAUGCUGUAUGUCGCGAACGCAAUGGGAUCGGCUCCUGCCAGUGCCUGCCCGAUUACUUUGGCGAUCCCUACCAGUCCUGUCGCCCCGAAUGCAUCCGAAACUCGGACUGUCCCACGAACAAGGCCUGCCAGCAGCAAAAAUGUCGCGAUCCCUGCCCCGGCACCUGCGGCACCAAUGCGGACUGCAGCGUUACGAAUCAUCUGCCCACCUGUACAUGCCGCAUCGGAUACAUUGGUGAUCCCUACCGCUACUGCCAUGUGGAGCCAGCCCAACCUAUCCGUCUGGCCGAACCCGCACAACCCUGCCACCCCUCGCCGUGUGGCCCCAACUCUCAGUGUCGCGAACUCAACGGCCAGGCCGUCUGCUCCUGCAUCGAGCUGUACAUCGGUCUGCCCCCCAACUGCCGUCCCGAAUGCGUGCUCAGCAGCGAGUGUCCCACGGACAAGGCGUGCAUAAGUCAGCGAUGCCAGGAUCCCUGCCCGAGUACAUGCGGCAUCAAUGCCGAGUGCCGGGUUCGGAAUCAUGGUCUACUCUGUCAGUGCCGUCAAGGCUUCACCGGCGACUCCUUUACCCGUUGUUAUGCCCUGCCACCCCCGCCGCCUGUUGUUCAGCGUGUUGAUCGUGAUCCCUGCAUGCCAUCGCCCUGCGGCUUGAACAGCCAGUGUCGCAAUGUGCAGGGCGUGCCCUCCUGCUCCUGUCUGCCCGAGUUCCUUGGAGCACCACCCAACUGUCGUCCCGAAUGCACCAUCAGUGCCGAGUGUUCCUCGAAUCUGGCCUGCAUCCGUGAAAAAUGUAUCGAUCCAUGUCCAGGGUCCUGUGGCUACGAUGCAGAAUGCAAUGUGGUGAAUCACACGCCCAUUUGCGUCUGUCCCGUAGGCUAUACUGGGGAUCCGUUCAGCAGUUGUCGUCUGUCGCCACCCGAACCCGUUCAAAGUGAAUAUGUGGAUCCGUGCAACCCAUCGCCGUGUGGUCCGAACGCGCAGUGCUCCAACGGUGUCUGCAGCUGUUUGUCCGAGUUCCAUGGCGAUCCCUAUGCCGGCUGUCGUCCGGAAUGUGUCCUCAACUCCGACUGUCCCAGGGACAAGGCCUGUCUGCGCAGCAAGUGCCAGAAUCCAUGUCCAGGAACGUGCGGCGAGAAUGCCAUUUGCGAUGUCAUAAAUCACAUUCCGAUGUGCCGUUGUCCGGACGGCACCGCUGGCAGUGCCUUUAUACGCUGCUCUCCCGUCCAGCAAACUAUUGUGGAAACGAAUCCCUGCCGUCCAUCUCCCUGCGGACCGAAUUCCCAGUGCCGCGAGGUCAACCAGCAGGCGGUUUGCUCCUGCCUGUCCAGCUAUAUCAGUGCCCCACCGUCCUGUCGCCCCGAGUGUACCUCGAACGCCGAGUGCGCGCCCUCGCAGGCGUGUCUGAACCAGCGUUGCGGAGAUCCUUGCCCUUGCACCUGUGGCGUAGGUGCCAACUGUGCCGUGGUCAGCCAUAGUCCCUUCUGCACCUGUCCCGAACGCUUCACCGGGAAUCCCUUCAUCCGUUGUCAGCCACAAAUUGAACCCGUGCGUGAUCUCGUCCCAGUCGAACCCUGUCGUCCAUCGCCAUGUGGCCCCUAUUCCCAAUGGAAUACAUUGGACACAUUGGACACAUACAUUGGACGGCCUCCGAACUGCCGUCCAGAGUGUGUAACGAGCUCGGACUGCACCAGCCAGAUGACAUGUGUCAACCAGAAGUGCGUCGAUCCGUGUCCCGGACGCUGUGGUCUCAAUGCCGAGUGUCGUGUAGUGAGCCAUGCGGUGCAGUGCAUCUGCCAGCAAGGCUUCACCGGCGAUCCCUUCGUGCAGUGCAGCCCCGAAACCAUCCGCCACAUCGAGGUUCGCACUCCGUGCAGCCCCAGUCCCUGUGGACCGAAUGCCGUUUGCCGUGAUCGCAAUGGCGUCGGUUCCUGCCAGUGCAUGCCCGAAUAUUUCGGAGAUCCCUAUGCCGGCUGUCGGCCGGAAUGUAUGCUGGACUCGGACUGUCCCUCGAACAGGGCGUGCCAGCAGCUGAAAUGCCAGGAUCCCUGUCCCGGAACAUGCGGCCUGAAUGCCCAGUGCCAGGUAGUAAACCAUCUCCCAACCUGCAAUUGCCUCACUGGAUAUGAGGGGGAUCCGUACCGCCAGUGCACCAGAAUGCAAGAGCCACCACAAAAAGAGUACGUGAAUCCUUGCCAGCCCUCGCCCUGCGGCCCCAAUUCCCAGUGUCGUGUGGCCAACGAGCAGGCCGUUUGCUCUUGCCUGCCCCUCUUUGUGGGAACUCCUCCCGCCUGUCGACCCGAAUGCACCAUCUCCUCCGAGUGUCCCAGCCAUCAGGCAUGUGUUAACCAGAAGUGCGUGGACCCAUGCACCGGCGACAGCUGCGCCAGCAAUGCCGUGUGUCGAGUGCGUAACCACAGUCCCAUCUGCAGUUGCCUCAGUGGCUUCACUGGCGAUGCCUUUACGCGUUGCUUCCCCAUUCCACCACCACCGCCCGAACGGAUCCAAGAACCCCUGAGAGAUCCCUGUCUGCCUACACCCUGUGGACCCAAUUCGGAGUGCCGCAACAUCAAUGGGGUGCCCGCGUGCUCCUGUUUGUCCAGCUUCAUGGGGCAGGCGCCCAACUGUCGACCCGAAUGCACCAUCAACGCCGAGUGUCCUGCCAAUAGGGCGUGCAUCAAUCAAAGGUGUCGCGAUCCCUGUCCAGGGGCCUGCGGCCUGGAUGCAGUCUGCAGUGUCAUCAAUCAUACGCCACUCUGCGCCUGCAUCGAUGGGUAUAUCGGAAAUCCCUUCACCAAAUGUAGCCCCAAGCCACCAGAACCCACAUCCCCGCCACCGGUCGCCGACGAUCCAUGCAAUCCCUCGCCCUGCGGCUCGAAUGCCGUGUGCCGCAAUGGCCAGUGCUCGUGUAUACCCGAAUACCAGGGCGACCCCUACGUCUCCUGUCGUCCCGAAAGCGUGCUGAACACGGACUGUCCCAGAGAUCGAGCCUGCGUGCGCAACAAAUGCAUAGAUCCCUGUCCAGGCACCUGUGGCGUGAAUGCCCUUUGCGAAGUAACCAAUCACAUACCCAUCUGUCGCUGUCCCGACCGGACGUCCGGCAACGCAUUCUUCGAGUGUCGUCCCGUGCCGGCGAAGCCCAUCAUCCAGCAGAAUCCCUGCCAGCCAACGCCAUGCGGACCCAACAGUCAGUGCCGCGUUGUGCAGAACACGGCAGUCUGCUCCUGCCUGAAGGACUACGUGGGCAGUCCGCCCCAGUGCCGACCGGAGUGUGUCACCAACUCGGACUGUCCGGCAGAUCAGUCGUGUCAAAACAUGAAGUGCCGUGAUCCCUGUCCGGGAACAUGCGGCUUCAACGCCCUCUGCAACGUGGUCAAUCACAGUCCCUUUUGCAGCUGCCCCACGGGCAUGUCCGGCAAUCCAUUCGUCAGCUGCCAGCAGCUGCCCCAACGCGAUGAUCGACCCCAGAACCCCUGUCAGCCCUCGCCCUGCGGCCCCAACUCCGAGUGUCGCGUCUCAGGAGACUCCCCAUCAUGUUCCUGCCUGCCAGAGUUCGUUGGAGCUCCUCCCAACUGCAAGCCCGAAUGCAUCUCCAGCUCAGAAUGCCCCACCAACAGGGCCUGCAUCAACCAGAAAUGCGUGGAUCCCUGCCCUGGACUAUGCGGACAGAAUGCCAACUGUCGGGUGUUCAGUCACACGGCCAUGUGUCUGUGCGAGAGCGGCUUCACCGGUCAUCCAUUCACUCAGUGUAGUCCGGUCAGGGAUGCCCCCGUGGAGGUACUGCAGCCCUGCAAUCCCAGUCCCUGUGGCGUCAAUGCCAAGUGCGAGGAGCGCGGUGGGGCUGGAUCCUGCACCUGUCUGCCGGAGUACUUUGGCAAUCCCUACGAUGGCUGCCGCCCCGAAUGUGUCCUGAACUCCGACUGUCCUUCGAACAGAGCCUGCGUGAAUCAGAAGUGCCGCGAUCCCUGUCCGGGAGUGUGCGGUCAGAUCGCCGAGUGCCAGGUGGUUAAUCACCUGGCCACAUGCAAUUGUCUGAUUGGCUACACCGGAGACCCCUACACCCUGUGUCGCAUCGUAGAGAACGAACCACGUAAGACCAUCUAUGUGAAUCCCUGCCAGCCGUCACCCUGCGGUCCCAACUCGCGUUGCCGCGAGAUCAACGAUCAGGCUGUGUGCUCCUGCCUCCCCGAGUUCAUUGGCAGUCCCCCGGCUUGUCGGCCGGAAUGCACCAGCAGCUCGGAAUGUGCCGCCGACAAGGCGUGUGUGAAUCGCAAAUGCGUGGAUCCCUGUCCGAAUGUUUGCGGUCAGCAGGCCGAGUGUCGCGUUCGCAAUCACAAUCCCAUCUGUAGCUGUCUGAGCGGAUACACCGGAGAUCCAUUCACCCGCUGCUACCGUCAGCCCCGUAAACCUAUUGAAAGAGAACCCCUUGAUCCUUGUGUACCCUCGCCGUGUGGGGCCAAUUCCCAGUGUCGCGAUGUCUAUGGCACACCCUCGUGCUCUUGCCUGCCCCAGUUCUUAGGACCGCCGCCCAACUGUCGACCCGAAUGUUCCAUCAAUGCGGAGUGUCCCAGCCAUCAGGCGUGCAUCAAUCAGAAGUGUCGCGAUCCCUGUCCCGGCUCCUGUGGCCUCAACACCCAGUGCAAUGUGAUCAAUCACACGCCCAUCUGCAGCUGUCUUCUGGGGUAUAUCGGGGAUCCAUUCAGCGUUUGUAAUCCCGAACCGCCGCAGAAAAUUCAAGAUCCACUGCCUCCUCAAGAUCCCUGUUAUCCCUCACCCUGUGGCUCCAAUAGCCGCUGCAAUAAUGGCGUAUGCUCGUGUCUGCCGGAGUACCAUGGCGACCCCUACACCGGUUGUCGUCCCGAGUGCGUCCUCCACACAGAAUGCGAUCGUAGUCGCGCCUGUGUGCGGCACAAGUGUGUGGAUCCCUGCCCCGGAAAAUGUGGAACGAAUGCGAUAUGCGAGGUCCUGAAUCACAUUCCCAACUGUCGCUGUCCCGCGGAAAUGCAGGGAAAUGCCUUCAUCCAAUGUAGCCCUGUGCCACAACUCGAUGAUGUGCAGAAUCCCUGCCAGCCCUCGCCCUGCGGACCGAAUGCCCAGUGUCGCGUGGCCAACCAGCAGGCCAUUUGCUCCUGCAUCGCGCCCUUCAUUGGCAGUCCACCCUUCUGUCGUCCGGAGUGCACCAGCAACGCGGAAUGUCCCCUGAACCUGGCAUGUUUGAACCAGAAAUGCAGCGAUCCUUGUCCGGGCGUCUGCGGCCGCAGUGCCCAGUGCCAUGUGACGAACCACAGUCCUUUCUGUCGCUGCUUGGACCGCCACACGGGCAAUCCCUUCGUCAGUUGCCAGCCGAUCAUUGAGCCGCCAGUGCCGCCGCCGCGUCAGCCAUGCCUCCCCUCACCCUGCGGCGCGUAUGCCCAGUGCCGGGAGAUCAAUGAGACGCCGUCGUGCACCUGUCUGCCCGAGUACAUUGGCGCUCCGCCGAACUGUCGGCCCGAAUGCGUUACCAGCUCCGAGUGUCCCACUCAUCAGGCUUGCAUCCAGCAGAAGUGUCGCGAUCCCUGUCCUGGUCUGUGCGGCCUCUUGGCGGAGUGUCGUGUGCUCUCGCACACUCCCAGUUGCGUCUGCCCCGAGGGAAUGGAGGGUGAUCCCUUCACCCAGUGUACGGAGAAGAGAAUCCAGCAGUUGGAUCGAUUGGACCCAUGCAACCCCAGUCCCUGUGGCGUCAAUGCCAGGUGCACUUCGCGCCAGGAUGCUGGCUCUUGUCAGUGUUUGCCGGAAUACUUUGGGAAUCCCUACGAGGGCUGCCGUCCGGAAUGUGUCCUCAACUCUGAUUGUCCAUCCAACAGAGCGUGUCAGCAGCAGAAGUGCGAGGAUCCUUGCCCGGGAACCUGCGGCCAGAAUGCCAUCUGCAAUGUCCUCAACCACGUGCCCAGCUGUAGCUGCCUCACGGGUUAUUCGGGCGAUCCCUACCGUCAGUGCCUGCUUGAACCCAUCAAGGAGUAUCUGAAUCCCUGCCAGCCUUCGCCCUGUGGCCCCAAUUCCCAGUGUCGUGAGUCCAACGAGCAGGCCGUUUGCUCCUGUCUUCCCGAAUAUGUGGGUGCGCCUCCUGUCUGUCGUCCCGAGUGUACCAUAUCCUCAGAGUGCUCGCCGGAUAAGGCCUGCGUGGGCCAGAAGUGCAUCGAUCCCUGUCCGAAUACCUGCGGAGAGCAGGCCACCUGUCGUGUUGUGAACCACAGUCCCAUUUGUACGUGUCGCGCCGGUUACACGGGCGAUGCCUUCUACCGCUGUGUACCCAAACCCCCUGUGCCAGUGGCUCCUCCAGUGCAAAAGACACCAGUCGAUCCCUGUGUGCCCUCCCCUUGUGGCCCGUAUGCCGAGUGCCGUUCGAAUGGCGACGCUCCUGCCUGUUCCUGUUCGAUUGGGUACUUGGGGGCUCCGCCCAACUGCCGUCCCGAGUGCCGCAUCAAUGCGGAGUGUCUCAGUAGAGAGGCCUGCAUCAAUGAGAAGUGUCGCAAUCCCUGUCCCGGCUCCUGUGGCCUUGGUGCCACUUGCAACGUGAUCAAUCAUACGCCCAGCUGCACCUGUCCGCCGGGAUACACGGGCGAUCCGUUCACCCACUGCCAGCCCCAACCUCCACCGCCACCACCUGUGGAGCUAGAUGAUCCCUGCAAUCCCUCGCCCUGUGGAGCAAAUGCUCUGUGCAACGCAGGCGUCUGCACGUGCAUCCCUGAGUACCAUGGGGAUCCGUACAUCGGCUGUCGUCCCGAGUGCAUCACCAGUUUGGAUUGCUCGCGAGAUCGGGCCUGUGCACGUCACAAGUGCUUCGAUCCCUGCCCGGGCACCUGUGCCCCCAAUGCCAUUUGUACGGUCCUCAAUCACGUGCCCAUGUGCACCUGUCCGGAGGGGUAUGCUGGCAAUGCGUUUAUCCAGUGCCAACCAGUGCCACCACCAACCAUUGUCCAGCCGUGUCAGCCAUCACCCUGUGGCCCCAAUUCACAGUGCCGUGAGGCCAAUGGUCAGGCGGUAUGCUCCUGCGUGCCAGGAUAUAUUGGAACCCCUCCACUCUGUCGACCAGAGUGCACCUCGAACGCGGAAUGUGUGUCUCUCGAGGCGUGCGUGAAUCAAAAGUGCGUGGAUCCAUGUCCUGGAGCCUGUGGCAGGAAUGCCCAGUGUAGUGUCGUCAAUCACAAUCCCUUCUGCACGUGUCUGCCCCACUAUACGGGCAAUCCGUUUGUGGGCUGCCAGCAGAUCAUCGAGCCUCAGAGGGAGGAACUCGUGCCACGCGAUCCCUGUCGACCCUCCCCCUGCGGACCCAAUGCCGAGUGUCGGGCCGUUGGGGACACAGCAUCGUGUUCCUGUCUGGCGGAAUUUGUUGGCUCUCCGCCGUACUGCAAGCCGGAAUGCGUGACCAACUCCGAGUGUCCAUCGAAUCGUGCGUGCAUCAAUCAGAAGUGUCGCGAUCCUUGCCCUGGUCUGUGUGGUAUAAGUGCCAUUUGUCGCGUUGUCUCCCACACGGCCAUGUGCAUCUGUGAUGCGGGCCUCACCGGCGAUACCUUCACCCAGUGCCAGCCGAUUGUCCACGAUGUGGAGAUCAUCAAUCCGUGCCAUCCCUCGCCUUGUGGCUCGAACGCCGAGUGCAUACAACGGAACGGAGCGGGCGCCUGUCAGUACUUACCGGAGUUCUUCGGGAAUCCCUACGAGGGCUGCCGUCCGGAGUGUGUCCUCAAUUCGGACUGUCCUGCGAACAGAGCCUGCCAGCAGCAGAAGUGCCGCGAUCCCUGCCCCGGCUGCUGUGGCCAGAACGCCGAGUGCAAUGUCGUGAACCACACGCCCAUCUGCAGCUGCUUCCCUGGAUUUAUAGGCGAUCCGUAUCGCUAUUGUAGUCAACCGCCAGAACCUAUUGUCCAUGACUACGUGAAUCCCUGUCAGCCAUCGCCCUGUGGCUCCAAUGCCAUUUGUCGCGUGGUCAACGAGCAGGCCGUGUGUUCCUGUGGCCCCGAGUUUGAGGGAGCCCCGCCCAACUGCCGUCCCCAGUGUACCUCCAGCUCUGAGUGUCCCUCCACCCAGGCUUGCAUCAGCUACAAGUGUGCCGAUCCCUGUCCUGGUGUGUGUGGCCAGCUUGCGAUCUGUGAGGUGCGAAACCAUAGUCCCAUCUGUAGGUGUCCCCCGGCCAUGAUGGGCGAUCCCUUCGUGCGCUGUCUGCCACGACCAGAGAUUCCUCCACCCCUAAGAGAUGUGGCCCCCUACCGCGAUCCCUGUGCACCCUCACCCUGUGGCCUUUACUCCACCUGCCGCAACCAACAACAGCAGGCUGUGUGCUCCUGUCUCCCGAACUACUUUGGCACUCCCCCGCAUUGCCGACCCGAGUGCUCCAUCAAUGCAGAGUGUCCCAGCCACUUGGCGUGCAUUAAUCAAAGGUGUCGCGACCCCUGUCCCGGCGCCUGUGGCCAGCAGACCGAGUGUCGGGUGACCAAUCACGUGCCCAGCUGUCUGUGCCUCCAGGGCUAUGUGGGAGACGCCUUCUUGGCCUGCCACCCAGCUCCACCCCCUCCAAGCAACGAUGAACCCCGUGAUCCCUGCAAUCCCAGUCCCUGCGGCAACAAUGCCAUUUGUUCGGGCGAUGGUCAGUGCCGCUGUGUGGCCGACUAUCAGGGGGAUCCCUAUGUCUCCUGCCGCCCCGAAUGCGUGCUGAGUGCCGAGUGUCCUCGGCAUCUGGCCUGCAUUCGCCAAAAGUGCACAGAUCCCUGUCCCGGCACGUGCGGUGCCAAUGCCAUCUGUGAAGUCCAGAGCCACAUAGCCAUGUGCCACUGUCCCCCGGGAAUGACUGGAAAUGCCUUUGUCCAGUGCAGCGCCGUAUGUGAUGCAGUGGAUGUCAACCGCAAUCCUUGUAGCCCAUCGCCGUGCGGCAGCUAUGCCGAGUGCCGCGAGCGCAAUGAUCAGGCCAUCUGCAGCUGCCUCCCCAACUACUUUGGCGUCCCCCCCGCCUGCCGACCCGAGUGCAGCAGCAACUACGAUUGUGCACCCCAUUUGGCGUGCCAGAACCAGCGUUGCGUCGAUCCCUGUCCGGGAGCUUGUGGCGCCCAUGCCCAGUGCCGAGCUGUCAGCCACAGUCCCUUCUGCAGCUGCAGACCUGGCUACACGGGCAAUCCCUUCGUUCAGUGUCAUAGGAUCUUUGAACCUGUGAGGGAUGUGGUGCUCCGAGAUCCCUGCCAGCCAUCUCCCUGCGGUCCCAACAGCGAGUGUCGGCCCGUAAGUGAUACACCAUCCUGCUCAUGUCUCGCCAAUUUCUUUGGCACUCCGCCGAACUGCAGGCCCGAGUGUGUAUCCAACUCCGAGUGCAGCACGGUCCAAGUUUGUGUGAACAAUCCCUGCAAAGAUCCCUGUCCAGGGCUUUGUGGCACAUCUGCAGUUUGUCGCGUCAUUAGCCACAGUGCCAUGUGCCACUGCCAGCCAGGAUACAGCGGGGAUCCCUUCAUUCGCUGUGAUCCCAUUGUUGUACGUGAUCCCAUAGAGGUCCUGCAGCCCUGUAAUCCGAGUCCCUGUGGCGCCUUUGCCGAGUGCCGGCAACAGAAUGGAGUCGGCUCCUGUCUGUGCUUGCCCGAAUACCACGGCAAUCCCUAUGAGGCCUGUCGUCCCGAGUGUGUCCUGGACUCCGAUUGCGCCUCGAACAGAGCCUGUGUAAACCAGAAGUGCCGCAAUCCCUGUCCCGGAGUGUGUGGCCAGAAUGCCGAGUGCUAUGUCCGCAAUCAUUUGCCCACCUGCAACUGCCAGAACGGCUAUGUGGGAGAUCCUUAUAGCUAUUGCAGCAUUGAGACCAAACCCAUUCGUGAGUAUAUGAAUCCCUGCCAGCCCUCUCCCUGUGGCCCCAACUCCCAGUGCCGUGAACUGAAUGGCCUGGCCACUUGCUCCUGUCUGCCCGAGUACGUGGGCAGUCCGCCUGGCUGUCGUCCCGAGUGUACGGUCUCCUCCGAGUGUAGUCUGGACAGGGCCUGUGUGCGCCACAAGUGUGUGGAUCCCUGUCCAGGUGCCUGUGGCAGCAAUGCCAAUUGUCUUGGAAUGAACCAUGCCCCACUCUGUUCCUGUCAGCCAGGCUACACGGGAGACCCAUUCACCCGUUGCUAUCCAUUGCCUCCUCCCACAACGCAUAUACUCUACGACAUUGUAAGCGAUCCCUGCCAGCCGUCCCCUUGCGGUGCCAAUUCCCAGUGCAGGCAGUCCCAGGGUCAGGCCAUCUGUAGCUGUCUCUCCAACUACUUUGGUCUGCCGCCGAACUGCCGACCCGAGUGUACCCAGAGUUCCGAGUGCCUGUCCAGCCGGGCGUGCAUCAACCAGAGGUGUGUGGAUCCAUGCCCCGGCUCCUGUGCCUACAACGCCCUCUGCACCACGCGUAACCAUGUGCCGAGCUGUCAGUGUCCCCCCACCAAUUGUUACCCAGAACCCCAGCCACCACCCACACCCAUUGCCCUUGAUGAUCCCUGCCAUCCCUCGCCCUGCGGACCCAAUGCUCAGUGCUCGAACGGUCAGUGUUCGUGUAUUGGGGACUACCAGGGGGAUCCCUACAGGGGCUGCCGCCCAGAGUGUGUCCUGAAUGCCGACUGUUCGAAGGAUCGGGCCUGUGUGCGCCACAAGUGUGUGGAUCCCUGUCCGGGCACCUGUGCCCCCAAUGCCAUAUGCGAUACGAUCAAUCACAUCGCCAUGUGCCGCUGUCCAGAGCAGAUGACAGGCAAUGCCUUCAUCCAGUGCGAGUUCCCACCUGUGGCAUUGACUCCACCCGAUCCUUGCGCACCGUCACCGUGCGGCCCCAACAGCCGUUGCCGCGUACUCAACAACAAUGCCGUCUGCUCCUGCAUUGAGGACUAUGUGGGUACGCCACCCAAUUGUCGGCCCGAGUGCACCCACAAUUCGGAUUGUCUGCCGCGACUGGCCUGCCAGCGGCAGCACUGCAUCGAUCCCUGUCCCGGAACCUGUGGCUUCAACGCCCUCUGUCAUGUGGUCAAUCAUGCUCCAAUCUGCAGCUGUCCGCCGCAACACAAUGGCAACCCCUUCGCGGGCUGCUUCCCGGAACCAGUGCGUCGCGAUGAGGAACCCCCCAGGAACCCCUGUCAGCCCUCUCCUUGCGGACCCUAUGCCCAGUGCCUUGCUCUGGGAGAUCAGGCACAGUGUAGCUGUCUUCCCAGCUACAUUGGAACGCCGCCCAACUGCCGGCCAGAGUGUGUGACCAAUUCGGAGUGUCCCUUUGACAGGGCCUGCAUCAGUCAGCACUGCCGCGAUCCCUGUCCGGGCGUUUGUGGCUCCAAUGCCCAGUGCCAUGCGAUAAGCCACGCCACCAUGUGCCAUUGCCUGCCCGGCUUCACGGGGGAUCCAUUCACCGCCUGCCACCAGCCUCCGAUCGUUCAACAAAUCGAAUAUGUCCAGCCUUGCUCCCCGAAUCCCUGUGGGGCCAAUGCUGUGUGUCGCCGCGAGGGCAAUGCCGGCUCCUGCCAGUGCCUACCCGAAUACUAUGGCAAUCCCUACGAGGCCUGUCGUCCCGAGUGUGUGGCCGACAGCGACUGUCCGUCGGAUAAGUCCUGCCACCAGCUGAAGUGCCGCGAUCCGUGUCCCGGGGUUUGUGCCCUGAAUGCUGCCUGUCGCGUGAUCAAUCACCUUCCCACCUGUCAUUGUCUCAGCGGAUUCCUAGGGGAUCCCUACAGCUACUGUCGUCUGCCAGAGAAACCUAUUCUCAAGGAGUACGUAAAUCCAUGCCAGCCCUCGCCCUGUGGCCCCAACUCCCAGUGUCGUGAGAACAACGAGCAGGCCAUCUGCUCGUGUCUACCGGAAUAUGUGGGGGCUCCGCCUAACUGUCGGCCCGAGUGCGUCUCGAAUGGGGAGUGUUCCCGUGACAAGGCAUGCCUCAAUCAAAAGUGUGGCGAUCCCUGUCCUAGAGUGUGCGGCUCCAAUGCCGAAUGUCGCGUCUUCCAGUAUGCCCCCAUCUGUAGUUGUCGUCCAGGGUUCACUGGCGAUGCUUUCUCCCGAUGCCUGCCCCUGCCACCACCCCUUCCCCCGCUCUUGGAUGUGUAUCGCGAUCCCUGCUUACCAUCGCCCUGCGGCCAGUAUGCGGAGUGUAGAGACAACCAAGGCUCUGCCACCUGUACCUGCCUCCCCGCGUACUACGGCACUCCACCCAACUGCCGACCCGAAUGCACCAUCGCCGAGGAUUGUCCCUCGCAUCUGGCGUGUCAACAGCAGCACUGUCGCGAUCCCUGUCCAGGAGCCUGUGGCUUCAACGCCUUCUGCACGGUGAUCAACCACAGUCCCACGUGUCAGUGUGCUCCAGGACUGAUCGGCAACCCAUUCACAUCCUGCCAUGCUCGGCCACGCGAUCCACCACCACAACAGGAUACCAGCGAUCCCUGCGCCUCGAUUACGUGCGGUGCCAAUGCCGUCUGCCAGCAAGGAAGAUGCAGCUGUCUGCCAGAGUUCAUCGGAAAUCCAUUGAUUGGCUGUCGACCCGAGUGCGUCCUGAGUGCGGAAUGCGACUGGGACAAGGCGUGCGUGCGGAACAAGUGCAUCGAUCCCUGUCCCGGCACUUGUGGAUCCAGUGCCAUCUGUGAGGUCCACCGACACGUGGCCAUGUGCCAUUGUCCCCCGGGAAUGACUGGCAAUGCCUUCUCUCAGUGCCGACCACUGCCGCCGCCAGCUCAGGAUCCCCCCAUCAUAGCCGAUCCCUGUCAGCCCUCGCCUUGCGGACCAAAUGCCCAAUGUCGUCACAUCAAUGGCCAGGCCGUGUGCUCGUGUCUGCCACAAUUUGUGGGCACGCCACCAUCCUGCCGUCCGGAAUGCGUAAGCAAUGCGGAAUGUCCGCUUCACUUGGCGUGUCUGCAGCAACAGUGUGGCGAUCCCUGUCCGGGAUCCUGCGGCCUCAAUGCCGAGUGUCGCGUGAUCAAUCACAGUCCCAACUGCCACUGCAUCCAAUCGUUUACUGGAAAUCCAUUUGUGGCAUGCCACCGUCAACCUCCGCCUGCACCUGCCAGGCAGGACCCUGUUCCGCUGGAUUCCUGUCAACCCUCGCCGUGUGGCGCCAAUGCAGAGUGUCGCGUCCAAGGAAUCAACGCCCAAUGCAGCUGCCUCGCUGGAUUUGUGGGCACACCACCCGACUGCCGGCCGGAAUGCGUAUCCAACUCCGAUUGUCCCACGAAUCUGGCCUGCCGCAACGAAAAGUGCCGCGAUCCCUGCCCCGGAGUCUGUGGCCUGAAUGCGGAGUGCUAUGUGAUCAAUCAUACGCCCAUGUGUACGUGCCUCGCUGGAUACAAUGGCCAUCCCUUCUUUGGCUGUCAAGUGGUGCGCGAUGUCCCAGAGACACCACUCAAUCCGUGCGUGCCCAGUCCUUGUGGCGCCAAUGCCGUUUGCAGCGAACGUAAUGGAGCAGGGGCAUGCCAGUGCCUGCCCGACACCAUUGGCAAUCCCUACGAGGGCUGUCGUCCAGAGUGUGUCCUCAACACGGACUGUCCCAGCCAUUUGGCGUGUGUCAAUCAACACUGUCGCGAUCCCUGUCCAGGCACCUGCGGCUCCAAUGCCCUGUGCCAAGUGCGCCAUCAUCUGCCACAAUGCCAGUGCCUGGCGGGCUACCAGGGCAAUCCAUACACCUAUUGCAGCCUCCUGCGUAAUCCCCUGCCCGAACCCAUUGCCUCCCGUCCCUGCCAGCCCUCGCCUUGCGGACCCAAUGCCCACUGUCGCGAGGCGAAUGGUCAAGCUAUAUGCAAAUGCCUGCCAGACUUUGUUGGAUCCCCGCCUGCUUGUAGGCCCGAGUGUACCAUCUCCAGCGAGUGCGACUUGACCAGGCCAUGCGUGCAACACCACUGCGUCGAUCCCUGUCCGGGGAUCUGCGGCAGCAAUGCCCAAUGCCGUGUCCUCAACCACAGUCCGCUUUGCAGUUGUCUGCCCGGCUACACUGGAGAUGCCUUCAGUGGCUGCCAGCCGAUCCGACCCGUCAUUAGCUAUGAUGCUCCGCCCAAGGAUAUCUACCGCGACCCGUGUGCACCCUCGCCCUGCGGCACCUUCGGCCAGUGCAGAGCACAGGGCACCCAGGCCGUGUGCUCCUGCCUGCCAGGAUACUUUGGUGUCCCGCCUCAGUGCAAGCCGGAGUGUGUGAUCAAUCCAGACUGCGCCUCGCACUUGGCCUGCAUCAGCGAGAAGUGCCGCGAUCCCUGUCCCGGCUCCUGUGGCCUGCUGGCCCAGUGCAACGUCAUCAAUCACACGCCCAUCUGUAGCUGCCCCCCUGGCUAUCAGGGCAAUCCCUUUGUCAGCUGCAGACCCCAACCUCCUCCAGCUCCGGUUCCAGUACUACGGGAUGCCUGCAAUCCCUCGCCAUGCGGCCCCAAUGCCGUUUGCAGUGCCGGAGGACAGUGCAACUGUCUCGCAGAGUUCGAUGGCAAUGCGUAUGUGGGCUGUCGCCCGGAGUGUGUCCUGAAUUCAGAGUGUGCCCGGGACAGGGCCUGUCAGCGCAGCAAAUGCGUGGAUCCCUGUCCGGGGGCCUGUGGUGUGGGCGCCGUUUGUGAGGUGCGCAACCACAUACCCAUUUGCCUCUGUCCACCCGGGACUUCCGGAAAUGCCUUCAUCCAGUGUACGACCAUCCUUGUUCAAUCUUCUCCCGUGGAGCCCCCUAAUCCCUGCCAGCCAUCGCCCUGUGGAUCUAAUGCCCAGUGUCGCGAGGCCAACCAGCAGGCCGUGUGCUCCUGCUUGAGUGGAUACUUCGGUGUCCCGCCCAGAUGUCGACCGGAAUGCACCAUCAACUCGGACUGUGCCCCCCACUUGGCGUGCCUCAAUCAGCAGUGUCGCGAUCCCUGCCCCGGGGCCUGCGGACAAUUUGCCAACUGCCAGGUCAUCCGACAUGUCCCGCACUGCAGUUGUCCCGCAGGAUACGCGGGAAAUGCCUUCUCCCUGUGUCAGCAGAUACCACCAGCGGUUGUGCAGCGAGAGCCCCUCCCUGUGUAUCCCUGUCAUCCAUCCCCAUGUGGAUCGAAUGCCCAGUGCACGGAACAAGGCGAUCAAGCCAUCUGCAAGUGCCUUGAAGGCUACAUAGGACCGCCACCCAACUGUCGACCAGAGUGCAUAACAUCCUCCGAGUGCCCAAACCAAUUGGCAUGCAUCCGGCAGAAGUGCCGCGAUCCGUGUCCUGGUUUGUGCGGACAGGCAGCCAGCUGCCAGGUCGUGAGCCAUGUGCCCUCGUGCCUGUGCAUUGGAGACUACAUCGGAGACCCCUACACGGGCUGCCGUCCAAGACCAGCAAUAGAACGAGACCAGAUCAAUCCGUGCGCGCAGAACCCAUGCGGUAGCAAUGCCAUGUGCAGACAGCAAGGAGGAGCUGCGGCAUGCCAGUGCCUGCCCGAGACCUACGGCAAUCCCUACGAGGGCUGCCGACCCGAGUGUGUCGUCAAUUCGGACUGCUCCGGCCAUUUGGCCUGCUUGAACCAACAUUGUCGCGACCCCUGUCCUGGUAGCUGUGCACCGAAUGCCCAAUGCCAGGUCGUCAAUCACAUCCCCAUCUGUAGUUGCUAUCCCGGCUACAGAGGGGAUGCCUAUCGCCAUUGCCAUGCGGUGCCUAUCCAGGCGGAACCCACGCCUCCGGAAUACGUGAAUCCCUGCCAGCCAUCGCCAUGCGGUGCCAAUGCCCAGUGUCGCGAGUCCCAGGGCCAGGCCAUAUGCUCCUGUCUGCCCGAGUUUGUAGGCACGCCGCCCGCCUGCCGUCCCGAGUGUGUGAUCAGUGCCGAGUGUCCUGCGGACAAGGCGUGCAUCAAUCAGAAGUGCCAGGAUCCCUGUCCCGGCUCCUGUGGUCUGAACGCCCAGUGUCAUGUGAGGAAUCACAGUCCGCUCUGCUCGUGUCUGCCCGGGUUCACGGGCGAUGCCUUGACCCGCUGUCUGCCCAAUCCCCCACCACCAAAGCCACCAAAGUCGGAGGACCCUCCUCGUGAUCCCUGUUAUCCCUCGCCCUGUGGACCUUACUCCCAGUGUCGGGAGGUGAACGGAGGAGCCAGCUGCAGCUGCCUGCCCAAUUAUGUGGGCGCUGCUCCCAACUGCCGGCCCGAGUGCACCAUCAAUGCGGAGUGUCCCAGCAGCCAGGCGUGCAUCAACGAGAAGUGUCGCGACCCCUGUCCGGGUGCCUGCGGCUUUGCCGCCCUCUGCAACGUGAUCAAUCACACGCCGAGCUGCUCGUGUCCCAGUGGCUAUACCGGAGAUCCAUUCACCAGCUGUCGGAUCGUGCCACCAACGCCGCCCCCGACGACUCCGAUCUCCGAUCCGUGCCAGCCGUCACCCUGCGGCGCCAAUGCCCAGUGCCGCGAUGGUCAGUGCUCGUGUCUGCCCGAAUAUCAGGGCGAUCCGUACACUGGCUGCCGGCCCGAGUGCGUCCUGAACUCGGACUGUCCGAGGAACAGGGCCUGCGUGCGACAAAAGUGCGUCGAUCCCUGCCCAGGAAACUGUGCACCGAAUGCCCUCUGCAAUGCCGUCAACCAUAUUGCGAUGUGCCACUGUCCUGAGCGAAUGACGGGCAACGCGUUUGUGUCCUGCUCCCCGCUGCGCGAUGAGCCCCCCGCGCGUCCGCCCAAUCCCUGCCAUCCAUCACCAUGCGGAGACAACGCCCAAUGCCUGGAGAGAAACGACGUGGCCAUCUGCUCCUGCCUGGCGGGCUACUUCGGUCAGCCUCCCAACUGCCGUCCGGAGUGCUACGCCAGCUCCGACUGCUCCCAGGUGCACGCGUGCAUCAACCAGAAAUGUGUGGAUCCCUGUCCAGGACAAUGCGGUCUCAAUGCCAUCUGCCAGGCGGUGCAGCACAGAGCGCACUGCGAGUGCAGCCCCGGUUACACCGGCAAUGCCUACUCCCAGUGUCAUCUAGUGAUUGUGCGAAGACCCGAAUCCAAUGCUGUGCGCGAUCCCUGCUACCCAUCGCCCUGCGGCCCCAACUCCCAGUGCAGCAAUGAGAAGGGUCAGGCGCAGUGCCGCUGCUUGCCAGAGUUCCAGGGCACACCUCCCAACUGCCGACCCGAGUGUGUCAGCAACGACGAGUGCUCCAAUAGCCUGGCCUGCAUCAAUCAGCGCUGCACCGAUCCCUGUCCCGGCAGCUGUGGCCAGAACGCCCUAUGCGUGGUCCGGCUGCACACGCCCAACUGUCAGUGCCCUAGCGGCAUGACCGGGGAUCCUUUCCGCCUGUGCCAAAGCAGGGACCGACCUCCACCUGAGCCACCAGCCACACCGAAGAACCCCUGCUAUCCAUCGCCCUGCGGCACCAAUGCCGACUGCCGUGUGACCGGCCAGAGCUAUGUGUGCGAAUGCAGCCAGCAGGAGUAUAUAGGGAAUCCCUACGUGGGCUGUCGCCCCGAGUGCGUGGGCAACUCCGAGUGUCCUGCGAACAGGGCCUGUGCGCGCAGCAAAUGCGUGGAUCCCUGCCCGGGAGUGUGCGGCCUGGAGGCGAUGUGCAACAUGAACAACCACAUACCGAUCUGCUCCUGUCCGGCAGGAUACACGGGCAAUGCCUUUGUGCAGUGCACGCGCCUGCUGGCCCCACCACCUGUCUCCGAUCCCUGCUAUCCCUCGCCGUGUGGACCCAACUCCGUGUGCCGAGUGCAGAGCGAGAAGGCCGUGUGUGAGUGUUUGCCAGGAUUCUUUGGGAAUCCUCUGGCCCAGGGCUGUCGCCCGGAGUGCACUCUGAGCUCGGACUGCGCCAAGGAUAAGGCCUGCAUCAAUGCCAAGUGCGUGGAUGAUUGCGUGGGCGAAUGCGGCUACGGAGCCGUAUGUCAGACCAUCAACCACAGCCCCGUCUGCAGUUGCCCCGCCAACAUGGUGGGUAAUCCGUUCGUCCAGUGCGAGACACCGCGCCAAGCAGAGCCAGUGGAUCCCUGCAACCCAUCGCCCUGUCGCAGCAACGGCAUCUGUCGUGUCCACAAUGGCGCUGCCACCUGCAGCUAUCCUGAGUGUGUGAUCAACGAGGACUGCUCCCGCGAUCGCGCCUGCGUUAGCCAGAAGUGCCGCGACCCGUGUCUGCAGGCCUGCGGCCUCAAUGCCAUCUGUCGUGCCAUCAACCACAAAGCUGUCUGCAGCUGUCCACCCGACUUCUAUGGCUCGUCAUACGCCCAGUGUCUGCGGCAGAUCCCACAGCUGGAGCCCCCGAAGCCGGAGUGCGUCAGCGAUGCAGAAUGCACCAAUGACAAGGCCUGCAUCAACCAGGUGUGCAGAAAUCCCUGCGAGCAGACCAAUCUCUGCGCCCAACAGGCCCGCUGCCAUGUCCAGCUCCAUCGUCCGCUGUGCGUCUGCAACGAGGGAUACUCGGGCAAUGCCCUGCAGCAUUGCUACCUACUCGGCUGUCGCUCCGACACCGAAUGCGCCCCUACCGAGGCCUGCAUCAACGAAAAGUGUGUGGAUCCCUGCAGCUUCACCCAGUGCGGCGCAGGAGCCACCUGUCGCGCCGACUUCAACCACCGCGCGCGCUGCCACUGUCCGGAUGGAUACCGCGGCAAUCCUCUGGUGCGCUGCGAGCGACCGGAGUGCCGAAGCGACGACGAGUGCUCGUUCCAUUUGGCCUGCCGCAACGAGAGAUGCGAGGAUCCGUGCAACUGCGGCAUCGGUGCCCAGUGUCGUGUGGACAACCAUCGCGCCCAGUGCCGCUUCCCGGCCGGCUUCAGUGGAAAUCCCGCCAUACGCUGUGACCUGGUGCCCGUGCAACCCGAGGGCUGCACCAUGGAUGCCGAGUGUCCCAGCAAGCUGGCCUGCUUCUCAGGCGAAUGCAAGAACCCAUGCGCUGUGACCCAUCCGUGUGGCGCCAAUGCCAUCUGCGACGUGGUCGACACACUGCCCCUGCGCACCAUGACGUGCCGCUGUGAGCCUGGCUAUGUGGGUGAUGCCGACAUUGGAUGUCGCAAAGAACCCGCUCAAGACCUGGGCUGCACAUCGCACGAUCAGUGCCAGGAUACGGAAGCCUGUCGCGCUGGCAACUGUGUCAAUCCCUGCCUGGAUGGCUUCCCUUGCGCCCGAACAGCCCAGUGUCUGGCCCAGCAGCAUCGCGCCAUUUGCAGCUGCCCUCAAGGCACCCAAGGAGAUCCGUUCACCAAUUGCUACCAGCCACCUCAAAUCACAGCUGGAUGCACACACGACUCUGAGUGCUCGCCAACCACGGCGUGCAUCAAUAAGCGUUGCCAGGACCCAUGUGCCGAGGCCAAUCCUUGUGCCGGCAAUGCCGAAUGUCGUGUGCAGAACUCUCGUCCCACAUGCUACUGUCCCGCUGGCUGGGGCGGUGAUCCGCAAGUCCAAUGUUACAAACCUGAAUGCAAAAUCAAUGCCGAUUGUCCCUACGACAAGGCUUGUUUGAACGAGAACUGCGUGAAUCCCUGCACCCAUGGACAAGUGCGUUGCGGCAGUGGAGCCCAAUGUUUGCCACAGAAUCACCAGGCUGUCUGCAGCUGUCCGGCCGGCACUCAGGGCAGUCCCUUCGUGGCCUGCAUAACCGGCCAUUGUCAAUACAACGAGGAUUGCGCCGAUCACAAAGCCUGCGACCGCCUAAACCGCGUUUGCCGGCCCGUCUGCGAGCAGGAGACCUGUGCUUUGAACGCCAUCUGUGUGGGUCGACGCCAUCAGCCGCAGUGUGAGUGCCGCGCAGGAUACCAGGGCAAUCCGUUUGUCCAGUGCGAUAUGCCACAGCGAACCCCACAGGCUCCGGAGUGCACACAGGAUGCCGAGUGUCCCUCGAAGCUUGCCUGCAUCAACGAACGCUGUGCAGAUCCUUGUGCUACUCCUCAUGUGUGCAGUCCCCAACAGACCUGUGCCGUCCUCGAUACCCUGCCACUUCGCACCAUGAUCUGCAAGUGUCCCAGCGACACGGUCACCGAUAACUCGGGCAACUGUGUGGCCAUCAGGAGACCCAUUGCCCCGCCCAGUGGUGGCUGUCAGCACAGCUCCGAGUGCGCCAAUCCUGAGGUCUGUUCGAAUGGAAACUGCCUGGACGCCUGCCGCCUCGAAAAGUGUGGCGUCAAUGCCCAAUGUACAUCGCGGGAUCACUAUGCACAGUGCAGCUGUCCCGCCGGCUACCAGGGCAAUCCUCGCAUCGAAUGCUAUUCCACAGAGAUCGGCCUGCCGAAGAGUCCAGAGCCAGGCUGUACGCGAGAUGACGACUGCCCCAGGGACAAGACGUGCCGCAACGAAUUGUGUGUGAGUCCAUGUGCUGCGGAUGCCUGCGGCAUCGGUGCCUACUGCCAUGUGCAGCAGAGGAAGGCCAUCUGCCGCUGCCCGCCUGGCUAUUCGGGCAAUCCCAAGGAUCGCUGUCUGCCACCUUCUGAUGUGAUAACCGUCGGCUGCAAGUCCAGUAGCGAUUGUCCUGUGACAGAGGCGUGCAUCAAUGCCCAGUGCGUCAGUCCCUGCAACUGCGGACCGAAUGCCGAAUGCAGCGUUAAGAACCAUCGUCCCAUCUGCUACUGCAAGCCAGGAUUCUCGGGCAAUGCCCAGUUCGGCUGCGUGGCCAUUGGCUGCCAAUCGGAUGACGAGUGCAGUGGUGACAAGCAGUGCUUGAAUCGCGAAUGCAUCAAUCCCUGCCUGGUGGUCGAUCCCUGUGCAUUGAAUGCCGAAUGCUACGGACACAAUCAUCGUGCCAACUGUCGUUGUCCCGCUGGCCUGGAGGGAGAUCCAUUCGUGCGCUGUCUGCGCCUCGAAUGCCACUCGGACUACGACUGUGCCUCGAACCUGGCCUGUGUAUCCAACCAGUGCGUGGAUCCGUGUGGCCAGAAUGCCAUCUGUCAGGCCCUGCAGCAUCGAGCCGUCUGCCGCUGUCCGGAGCAAAUGCCUCUGGGCAAUCCGUAUGCCUACUGCGAACGCCGACCCGUGGAGCCCGUGUGCCGCGAUGAUGGUGACUGUCCCAGCGGUCUGGCCUGCAUCGAUGCCAAGUGCCCCACCGCCCAGUGCAGUGUCCUCGAUAGUGUCCCAGUGCGGACCAUGGUCUGCGAGUGUCCCGAGUCCCAGGUGCCAGACGCCAGUGGCGAGUGCCGCCAACUGGUGCUGGCCAGUCCACCGGGCUGUGAAAGUGACCAGGAUUGUCCCGACCAAGAGGCGUGCAUCCAUCGCCAGUGCCGCAACCCAUGUAACUGUGGCACCAACGCCAUCUGCCAGGUGACCCAACAUCGUGCGGUUUGCAGCUGCCAGGAUGGCUUCGAAGGCAAUCCCUAUGCCGCCUGCCGCUCGAUCGGCUGCCGCGUGGAUGGUGAGUGCGAUUCUGGCAAGGCCUGCAUCAACGGCGACUGCAUCAAUCCCUGCCUCAUCAACGACCCCUGCGGACCCAAUGCCGAGUGCUUCGUGCAGUCAAACCACGCCCAGUGCCGCUGCCUCAGCGGAUACCGCGGCAAUCCGUACGAACGCUGCCGCAUCAUCGGCUGCAGCAGCAACAACGACUGCCCCACGGACAAGACUUGCCAGAACGAGCAGUGCGUGAAUCCCUGCGUCUACCACAAUGCAUGUGCCCCGCGCGCCGAGUGCCGCCCCCAGAACCACCUGGCUGUCUGUCGCUGUCCUUCCGACUUUGUUGGCAAUCCUUACGUGGACUGCCGUCCCCAGCCGCAGCCCGUCUGCGUGCUGGACACGGACUGCCCCUCGCGACAGGCAUGCAUCAACGAGCAAUGCGUGGAUCCUUGCCUCGUCCUGGAGCCCUGCCAGCGGCCUGCUCAGUGCCAGAUGACGCCCACGUCCCCAGUACGUACCAUGAUCUGCAUCUGUCCGGAUGGAUACAUCAGCAGCGGCAGCGGCAGCUGCAAGCCCACUACCGGCAUCGUCAAGGUGGGUGGCUGCAUAUCGGACUCUGACUGUGCCGCCGACAAGUCCUGCCUGAACGGCAUCUGCCGCGACCCGUGCAACUGCGGCGUGAACGCCGAGUGCCGCAUCAAGGACCACAAGCCUGUAUGCACUUGUCGCCAGGGCUACGAGGGCAAUCCCGAGUUCGAAUGCGCCAAGAUCGAUUGCAACAUCAAUGCGGACUGCCCCGGCACGCAUGCGUGCCGCAACCAACUCUGCGUGCCCGCCUGCCAGGGUGAACAAUGCGGCUCCAAUGCCCAAUGUUUGGCCAUCAAUCAUCGGGCCGAGUGCGAAUGCGCUCCCGGUCAUGGUGGAAACGCCCGUCUUGGAUGCACGCCACUGGGCUGCCGCACCGACGACGAGUGUCCCACGGACAGAGCGUGUGUGAACGGCAAGUGCAACGAUCCCUGCGCUACAACGGCCAUCUGUGGCCAAGACGAACUCUGCAAGGUCUAUCAGCAUCGUCCGCAAUGCGCCUGCCCGCCCGGUACUGUACCCGGACGCAAUGGAUGCGAAACGGAACGCCAUAUCCCCAUCUGCAUUAGCGACGGCGACUGCCCCAGCCAGAAGGCUUGUCUGCGUGGCGAGUGCGUGAAUCCCUGCAAUGCCACACAGCCGUGCGGCGUCAAUGCUGAGUGCCGCGUGCGCGACACCCUCCCAGUAAGGACCAUGAUCUGCGAAUGCCUCGAGGGCUACACCGGCAAUGCGGCUGUGCAGUGCGACAAGCGAUCGCUCUGCGUCAUCGAAAAGGGCUUCGUGCGCGAUGUGGACGGACAGUGUGUAUGCCCACCGGGCACCGCUCUGGACAUUUACGAGUACUGCACCCCUUGCCAAGUGGAGCAAGGCUUCCGCAUCGACGAAAGCGGCCAUUGCAUAUGCGCUCUAGAGCGUGGCAUGGUCAUCGACGAGCGUGGUCGCUGCACCUGUCCCAUUGAGCUGGGCUACAGCCUGACGCCCCGAGGAGAGUGCCAGCCGGAGGAGCCGCCAGAGUGUACCACCAACGACCAGUGCGCGGACAAUCGGUACUGCAAUCUGGAUACCAAGACCUGCGAGGAUCCCUGCCUGACCAAGGUGUGUGGAGUGAAUGCCUUCUGCAAUGCCAUCAACCAUCGUGCCCAGUGCCAGUGCAUUACGGGCUACACGGGCAAUCCGGAACUGCAUUGUAACCACACCAACUUCCGCACCGACUUCCCCAGACCCGACAUGGUCGUCAGCUGCCUGGCCGAUGGUGUUCAAGUAGAAAUCCACAUCAAAGAGCCCGGCUUCAAUGGCGUGCUUUACGUAAAGGGCCACAGCAAGGAUGAGGACUGCCGUCGUGUUGUCAAUCUGAACGGCGAGACGGUGCCACGCACCGAAAUCUUCCGCGUGCACUUCGGCAGCUGUGGCAUGCAGGCGGUGAAGGAUGUGGCCAGCUUUGUCCUGGUCAUCCAGAAGCAUCCCAAGCUAGUCACCUACAAGGCCCAGGCGUACAACAUCAAGUGCGUCUACCAGACGGGCGAGAAGAACGUAACCCUAGGCUUCAACGUGUCUAUGCUGACCACAGGGAAUUCGGCCGAAAUCGGCGACAAUCUCAAGCUGCAAGUGGAUGUCGAGCCAGCCACUAUUUAUGGUGGCUUUGCCCGCUCCUGCAUAGCCAAGACCAUGGAGGACAAUGUCCAGAACGAGUAUCUGGUGACAGACGAGAACGGCUGUGCCACGGACACCAGCAUCUUUGGCAACUGGGAAUAUAACCCGGACACCAACAGUCUGCUGGCCAGCUUUAAUGCCUUCAAGUUCCCCUCGAGCGACAACAUCCGAUUCCAGUGCAACAUACGCGUCUGCUUCGGCCGAUGCCAGCCCGUCAAUUGUGGUGGCUACAAUGCCUUUGGGCGACGUCGCCGCUCUAUAGCCGACAACUCAAGCGACACGACAGCCAUUGCCACCAACUCAGGGGUUGAGGGUCAGCUACGCGAGGAGAUAACCAUCUCAUCGAAUGCUAUUCUCACAUUCGAGAAGCGCAGCGGUCCAGGCCUGAAUGAUGCCAACAUCAAACCGGCGGCACAGCGAGUGGAGGAUAUAUGCGUUUCGAUGGUGGGACUAAUCAUUGCCUUGGUUAUCACGGCUCUAUUGGCUCUUGUGGCUGUCGCCGUGGCCGUCUCCUGCUGGCUAAUGGCCUACAGAAGGCGACCAAAGACCAUAGCCCCGCUGCCACAUCCGCCAGAGUUCCCCAACCCACUCUUUUCCAACCCCGACGCUGUGCCCGAGCCAACGCCAGACUACAUCUCCUAAACACAACACUGGAAACACACACACCUAGCUAUAAAACCUUAGUCGAUAAGAAAAAUAAGAAAAAACACCAAUACCAGAGAAAAAGGGUAAUCUUCACAGAAGUUUAAAUUAAUGUGAAUAUUUGAGAGGCACGUGCAAAAAGUUCUGCAAAAUGCAAAACAUCUAAUGAUAUUUCAAUGAAAAUGUGAAGAAUGAAUCAAAGAAAAACAAAAGUACGUUUGUGAGCAGAAAGAGGAAAAACGGGCCGGACUAAUGGCCGUAAAACGUAAAACGAAAGAAAACGAAAGUGUAAAAAGCGAGAAUUGUAUGUAAGCAAAAUGCAUGCAAAUAAUAAUAGUAGCUUAAGAAAAUAAUUUUAUUAUUUGUAUUAACGUUUAAUGUUCUCUCUUUCCCACUAAUAUGAGAAUUUUGCGUAGUGUAGC